CAGGUCAUCAAGUCUUUGGUCUCUGUGAACAGGAAGGAUAUGGUAUUUUCCUUCUGCAUGGAAAGCAACCAAAUGAACUUCCUUCCUACUGAACCACCAUUACAAUAGUCCUGAGGGCAGCGGUCUGAAGCAGACGAGUAGUUAUUACAGCUCAGAGUUAAAGCGAGAUGGACAGGCUGUGCGUUAAAAUACUGAGAUUUAUGCUUUAAACAGACUGAGGGAGGUGUUUGGAAUCUAUUGGGGAAUGUGUGAGAAAUCGUCCAGCUUCUCCACGCCUUUACAGGAUGCCGAAUGCACUUCUGGAUGGAUGUCUGAUGAUUGUUCUGGUGUUUUCUUGUCAUCUUCAAGUCGGUGUGACAGGGUGCGUAAAUCGAGUGGUGGCAACCCGCGGAACCCUAUAUGUGCCAGAAGGGGGCAGCACCACUUUGCAGUGUGUGGUGGAGGAGUGUGGGCUGAAAGACUGGACCGGAGGAUGGCGUCGGAAAGUUGGAGAACAUUUCACUCCACUCACACCAUCUCCACAGUUCCAUCUAUCCAACUACACUGUAUCAGCCAACAGGACACGCCUACUACUCAACAUUCAGAACCUCAGCCAAUCAGAUUCAGGGGGGUAUAAUUGCAUGGUCCAAAGUCUGCAUUACACCAGUCAAGGGCAUAUAACAUACCUCAACGUGACGUCAGGUAACCAUGUAAACAUCACUGAGUCGACACACAGAAAGCUCUCUCAUAGGAUACUGGUGUGGAUUGGUGCCAGUCUGUGUUUUCCACUGGCUCUGGGCCUGUCCUGCUGUCUGGCCUCCAUACGACUGCGUCCACCACCUGUUCCACCACGCUUCAGAAGCUCCUCCACUGCUCGAGUUAAACCUAAAAUCGAGGUUGUGUACACAUCUGUAGUCCUGAAGAGUCCGAGACAGACAAAAUCCAAGAGUCCUGCAGAGAGAGAGCCCACUGUAUACACCUCACUUAACUUCUCUGUAGUCUGAGGAUCCAGACCUUCACCCACCGGAUCUUAUCUUCCCUGGAAGAAGACUCCUCAGACCUCUCAGGUUCUAAAAAAAAAAAACAUUUCCAUGCAGCAGUUGAGUGUUUAUUCAUCACUGUAUUGGUUCAUUCUGUCGGAGAUUCUUGAGAACAAUGUUGAAGAAUCAGUGAGAAAGUUGAAGUUAAAGCACCGUGGCUGGAUACUUCAACAAGACAACGACCCAAAACACUAAUCACUAAACACUGCUCAAAAUCUACUAAAGCAUUCAUGUAGAGGAACAAGUACAACAUUCUGGAAUGAUGAUCUUAGUGCUCAGACCUGAAUAUUAUUGAAAAACAAUCUGUGGUGUGAUUUAAAGCAGCUGUCCAUGAUCAGAAACCAUCAAACCUGACUGAACUGAAGAUGUUUUGUAAAGAAGAAAAUGGACCAAAAUACCUUCAACCAGAAUCCAGACUCUCAUUGGAAGCUAUAGGAAGUGUUUAGAGGCUGUUAUUACUGCAAAAGGAGGAUCUACUAAAUACUGAUGUAAUUUUUCUGUUGGGAUGCCCAAAUUUAUGUACCUGCCUAAUUGUAUAAACUCUUCUAUAUGAUAUAUUUAACUGAAAUUGCUGAUCCGAACAACCAAUGAUUUAUAAAAGAAAAUCAUAAAAUAUUAUCAGGGGUGCCCAAACUUUUUCAUACCACUGUAUAAGUCUCCUGUUUAUAAGUGUGCUUUCAAUGUAACUCUCCUGUUUAUAAUGCUGCUGUAACUACAGUUGCAAGAAAAACCCUUUGGCAUUACUUGGAUUUCUGCAUAAAUUGGUCAGUAAAUGUAUUUCUGAUCUUCAUCUAAGUCACAACAAUAGACAAACACAGUCUGCUUAAACUGAUACCACUGAUAUACAAAAAAGUAUAUGUUUACAUGGUUUUAUUGAACACAACUUGUUAAAAUUCACAGUGCAGGGUGGAAAACGUAUGUGAACCUUUGGAUUUAAUAACUGGUUGACCCUCUUUUGGCAGCAAAAACCUCAACCAAAUGUUUCCUGUAGUUACAGUUUAGACCUGCACAACAGUCAGGAGGAAUUUUGGAUCAGUCCUCUUCACUAAACUGUUUCAGUUCAGCAAUAUUCUUGAGAUAUCUGGCCGACAUCAAUGGAAAAAUAAUUUCCCAAGCUAACCAAGACAUUUUGCAGGAAAACUUAAGACCAUCUGUCCGCCAACUGAAGCUCAACAGAGGAUGGAUAAUGCAACAGGACAACGACCAAAAACAUAGAAGCAAAUCAACAACCGAAUGGAUUCAACAGAAGAAAAUACGCAUCCUGGAGAGUCCUGACCUCAACCCAACUGAGAUGCUGUUGCACGACCUCAAGAGACUCUCCAGAAGGCGUAUUGUCUUCUUUUGUAGCCAUUCGGUUGUUGAU
Astyanax mexicanus (Mexican tetra) is the source of this 2382-nucleotide messenger RNA. RefSeq lists its product as uncharacterized. NCBI's taxonomy places the organism in Eukaryota, Metazoa, Chordata, Actinopteri, Characiformes, Acestrorhamphidae. The record is from RefSeq and is a predicted model, not a curated record. The coding region runs from base 285 to 983 and encodes 232 amino acids. The transcript is spliced from 5 exons.